This is a messenger RNA of Biomphalaria glabrata, 3206 nucleotides long. Its product is annotated as protein regulator of cytokinesis 1-like. Gene Ontology annotation, cellular component: spindle; mitotic spindle midzone; cytoplasm. Bases 144 to 2006 code for a protein of 620 amino acids. The record is from RefSeq and is a predicted model, not a curated record. Gene Ontology annotation, molecular function: microtubule binding. Gene Ontology annotation, biological process: microtubule cytoskeleton organization; mitotic spindle midzone assembly. NCBI's taxonomy places the organism in Eukaryota, Metazoa, Mollusca, Gastropoda, Planorbidae. The transcript has 13 exons.
AAAAGGAACACAGCCAAUCAAAUAAUAUUUCUCAUGCGCCCAGUUUAAAAGACUAACAUUGUCAACAAUGGUGGAUUGAACGAAAUAUAAUAUUUGGGUUUUGAUAAUCUAUUUUAAAGUAGUAAUUAAUAAGAAAAAUUAAGAUGGACGGAAUUGGGAAUUCCAGUCCAUGCAAAGAACAGUUGCGCUUUGCUUUGAACAAAGUAACAGAUAAUGCUGUACAAGCACUUUGUCAUAUUUGGGACAAAAUGGGAAUAGAUGACAAUCAGAAAAGUAACAGAGGUGAUAUAGCAGUUACACAUGUGAAGAAUCUCAUGCAAGAUAUGGUGAAAGAGGAAGAACUUUUGAUGAACAAGCUGGAGCGAGCCAUUGAGGACUGUACAGAAAAACUAAGCUCACUUUGUGAAGAAUUAUCUCUUCCAUUUGUCAAGCUCCCAGCGACAAUAACCAUGGUACAGAGAGAAAAAAUUCUGCGUUCAAAAGUAGAAAUAAUGACCAAAGAAAAGAAUGAAAGGCUUGCAAAGUACAAAGAUUUAUAUACUGUUGACCAAAAACUGAGUACUUUGAUGCAUACUACCUCUUAUUACAUACCUACUGGUGUUGUGCCUUCAUUAGAGCAACUUAAGGAAAUGGAAAUACAUGUGAAUAAUUUAAAAGCUGAAAAGGAAAAACGUCACAGUGAAUUUAUUUCAAACAAAGCCAAAAUUCUUGAACUGUAUAGAAUCAUGGAAACUGAUCCAGAUACUUCAUUUGGAAGAGAUCUAAUUUGUGAAGAUGAUGAUAGCUUUGAUCUCUCCAUACAGAAUUUGGAAACGUUAAGGGCAUUAUAUGAGAAGCUUGUAAAAGAGGACAUGAGAAUGAAAGAAGAAGCUGAUGACCUCAGAGACAAAUUGAGAAGCUUGUGGAAUAGAUUGGAGACCUCUGACAUUGACAGAGAAGAAUUUGAAAUUCAAAAUGAAGGUCAUGGGUCAAGAGUUAUUUCCAACUUGAAGACACAGAUUGCAGCUUGUGAGAAACAAAAACUACAGAAUUUACAGAGGUUCAUCAGCGGUAUCAGAAAGGAACUUGCAUUAUGGUGGACAAAAUGUUAUUUCAGUAAAGAACAACGAGAUAAAUUUACAGGCUACAACAAAGAUGAGUGCUCUGAAGAACUAUUGGAAGCGCAUGAAAAAGAACUCGAAAAAAUCAAACAGUUCUAUAAUUCCAACCGAGAAAUUUUUGAAUUAAUAGCUCGCCGUGAGGAAUUGUUUAAGAGCAUGAUUGAAUUUGAAGAAAAGGCCAGUGACCCAAACAGAUUCUUUAAUGACAGAGGUGGUAAAUUAUUGCAAGAAGAAAAGGCCAGGAAAAAACUAAUGAAAGAGCUGCCCAAGGUUGAGGAAGAGGUCACAGAAGCCAUUUUUAAGUGGCAAAAAGAUAAUAAUAAAGAAUUUCUAAUUAAUGGCAAAUCAUUCCCAGACUACAUAGAGCAUCAAUGGAAAGAAUUUCAUCUUCAAAAAGAACAACAAAAACAGUCCAGGAAAACAUUUCCUCAGCAAAAGGCCAGAGCCAAACAAACGCAAGAUGAAAUGUUGUAUGGAAGUAAAUGUGCCUCACAGACGCCUAACAAAAGGAGAGUACCAACAAUAACUACACCCAUGCGGACACCUUUGAAAGCUAGAAAGCUGAAUGAUAUGACUAAGACUCCUAACACUACUAGCAAGUUGCCUAAUUAUACUACAAGUGUCAUGAUCCAUUCCCCAUUCGGCCGGCAGCCACUCUACACACCUAAGACACCAUUGAACACCUCUUCCAAAAAGAAGAGACGAUCUGUGAGGCUCAUGAAAAAAGCAUAUACUGAACGUAAAGCUAAUAACAGCCGUCGUAGGUCUAAAGAAGUUUUUUCACACACGAUGGUAAGCAGCGAAGAAAAUGGCUCCUCUACACUGGGCUCUCACGGAUCUUACCAUGAUUUUGCUAAAUUUGUGAGUGUCUCCAAAACUUCGUCACCAAGUAUUGAGACUCAGUAGGGGAUAAAUGAUUGGACUCAAUCGUCCUAACUGUCGCAGUAGUGUUGUGCCUUCUGUUGAUGUGUUAGUGACUAAAUAAAUAUCCAGAGAACACAAUGAGUAUCUGGGCUGAGAUGUCUGUGAUUUGAAUGAAAUGAUUUGACCAGAAAAACAGUUCAAUUAAUAUUUUCUGUUUUAAUACAACUCAAGUUUCUAUCAUUUUUAACUUGUUUAUUCCAAUGGGAACAUGUAUUAUAAUGUCACUAUGUCAUUAACUCUUGUCAUCUGUCACUAAUAAAAACUAAUUUAGUUUCGGUAUUGAAGCUUAUGUAUAUUUUUGCUCUCUUUUAUUUAUUCAAUUCUUGAUCUGUAAUUUUUUAUUUUUUUUGGAUAGAAGUCUUAUCUGUGUGUGACAAUGGCAAAAUAAAAUGGAGAAGAAUCUUUGUUAAUAAGUUGUUUUUCAGCAUUUGAUUUCUAAUAUUUACAUAGACUUUUAGUUUUAUAUUUCAUGUACAUAUAAAGAACUGCUGAAUGCAUAUUAACUACUUAUCCCAUACAUUUCAAGUGUCAGUUAGUGCUUGUAGUCAUUUAGUUUUUAUGAAAAUUAUAUGUUUUGUACAUCAUACAUACGUAUAUAUAAUUGUAUAUAACCUUGCUGCAAAUUUAGACUAAUAGUUUAUUAUUUCACAAAUGUUAAUAGCAUAAUUCACAUAAAGGAUAUAAACUAAAUUAUUACCAUGAUUUGUAGUCCCAGAGGUUUGCUUUUAUAUUUAAAAUUCAGUAUUUACUAUGAUAUUUAGUUGAGUAACCUUCAAAACAAAUAAUUUAAGAAUUUGUGCUGACUAAAUGUGUACUUGAGAAUCAUUAUUAGAGCUUGGGGUAAUAUUUGAGUGAAAUCAGCAUUAUAAAUGAUUUAAAAAUUUAGUACCAGUGUCAAAGUCUAGUUGAUUUGAUAGCUUUAAAAUCUAUCUAUUUUUAGACAUUAGCUACUACAACAAUAGUUUCUUUUAUGACGUACAUAAAUAGCAAGACCAAAACAGAAAAUCAAGACCUAGUUUAACCUACAAGCUCUCAUGGCACCAGCCCAACUGUAGAUAUUUUCUUCCUUUGAGAGUUCAUUUUGUCCAAUAAUGUCAUGUUUAUAGUCAAAUGCAUCAAUUUUGUACUUUAAAUUGAAAUUUGAUGCUUUUCGUCUAAAAGCAAUAAAAUGCAUUUACCAUU